CUCACUCCGAUCUGUUUCUGCAUUCCGCUGCAUUCUUCCAUCUGGUCCCCCUUGACAGGUCAGCCCACCACACUUUCCAACCCGCAAUUGAACCUUUCUUGCGCGCACCCAGGCCACGGCAGUAGCAUCCAUUAGUCGGAUACACCCAUCCCAAUUUGUCAAUUGCAAGCAAGCAAAGCAGGGCAGGCGCAACUGUCACCUCUUACCUCUCGCACACCACACCACAUACUGAUUUGGCAGUCACCGCACCAAACUCCCGUCACCACCAUCAUGCCUCACGCUACCGAUACCCUGACCAACGGCGACAAGCCGCAGUCCAAGUUCCUCUCCCAUCUCACCUCGUACCCAGCUGUCCACGACGGUAUUGAGACCUACAAGACCAAUCCAUAUGGCAAGAAGUCGCUGGAACUCGCCGAUGGCGCAUACGCUCGCUUCGGCAAGCCAGUCGAGCCAUACCUCCAGAAGCCGUAUGGCUACGCAGCGCCCUACGUGCAGAAGGUGGAUGAGCUGGCCGAUUCGGGCUUGAGCAAGGUCGAGACGCAGUUCCCCAUCGUCAAGCAGGACACCAGCACUCUCGUCGACACUGCCAAGGGCUAUGCCUUCUGGCCAUACAACUACCUGACUGGCACGUGGAACGACGAGUACACCAAGACUGCCAACCACAACAACCGUGGCGCAGGCGUUAGUACCGCUGUCAUGGCCCUGAUCAGCACCAACCUCAAGAUCGCUGCCGACGUCUUCCAGAUCCUUGCAGAUACGCUGGGUCCCAGGUACGAAGAGGGCAAGAAGAAGUCUGCCGACUAUGUGCGAAAUGCUCAAGAUCACCUUAAUGGCGUGAAGGAGGACGCCGGCGACAAGCUCGACACGUACUCGAAGCAAGGCAAAGAGAAGGUAGAAGAAGCAAAGAAGGUCGGCGAGGAGAAGAAAGACCAAGCCAAAGACCAAGCGAAGCAGACCAAGGAUGAGGCUAAGAAGCAGGCGAACAAGUAGAGUCCAAUGACCGAGACGAGCUGAAAUGUCUUUUGAACCGAUGGCUGAUUAUGUUUCGCAAAGGCGCAAGAGGAGUGCCCUACUCGACAAAGUAUAGAGACGGGCCUGGGGCACUCACAACAAAAUGCUGGAUGCUAUCUGCUGAGUAGUGGCGCGGUGAUUAGCGCCUGAUGGCUCUCUAAUCUUCUUGGUUCGAAUUUGCACCGAGAGCUGUGAGUGAUUUCAGGAGUCUGAAUGCUUGGGAUCCUGUUCACUGUUCGUUACGAGCGCCUGUAGCGAAUACCACAAUGUAGUUUUUAGGAAGAGAUACAUUCUUCACGAAUGAGAGAUGAAUAGAAAUGGCA
Sphaerulina musiva SO2202 is the source of this 1334-nucleotide messenger RNA. RefSeq lists its product as uncharacterized. The record is from RefSeq and is a predicted model, not a curated record. The coding region runs from base 271 to 990 and encodes 239 amino acids. The transcript is spliced from 5 exons. Lineage: Eukaryota; Fungi; Ascomycota; Dothideomycetes; Mycosphaerellales; Mycosphaerellaceae.